Messenger RNA from Castor canadensis (American beaver), 846 nucleotides. It is a transcript of the gene Bex3, whose product is annotated as brain expressed X-linked 3. Gene Ontology annotation, biological process: signal transduction. Gene Ontology annotation, cellular component: cytoplasm; cytosol. NCBI's taxonomy places the organism in Eukaryota, Metazoa, Chordata, Mammalia, Rodentia, Castoridae. Gene Ontology annotation, molecular function: signaling receptor binding. The record is from RefSeq and is a predicted model, not a curated record.
GUCGUCACUCGCGUCUGGCUACCAGCUCCCCGCUGCCCUGCGCACGGCGGGCUGGCAUCGGGCCCGGGGAAAGCGGAGCAGAUCUACCGGGCCGAGUGUCGCGGCGGCACCGAAUCAGAAGGAGAGGCAAGGAUAGGCCCAGAAAAACAACCAGAAAAAAUAUCUCAUCAUGGCAAAUAUCCGCCAGGAAAACGAAGAAAUGGAGCAGCCUCUGCAGAAUGGAGAGGAAGACCGCCCUUUGGGAGGAGGUGAAGGCCACCAACCUGCUGGAAACAACAGACGAGGACAGGCUCGCAGACUUGCCCCUAAUUUUCGAUGGGCCAUACCGAAUAGGCAGAUCAAUGAUGGGAUGGGUGGAGAUGGAGAUGACAUGGAAAUGUUCAUGGAGGAGAUGAGAGAAAUUAGGAGAAAACUUAGGGAGUUGCAGUUGAGGAAUUGUCUGCGUAUUCUUAUGGGCGAGCUGUCUAAUCACCAUGACCAUCAUGAUGAAUUUUGCCUUAUGCCUUGACUUCCUGCCGAUUUCCCAUGAGAUUAAUACUGUGAUUCCUGCUGUUUUCGUUUUCCUUGCAUUUUCCUGAUAUGCCUUUUACUGAUCUGUUGCUGUAAACGUUGUGUUAUUUCCAUGUGUCAAGUGGGUCUUGUGUUGCCAGCUUCUAAUUGGAAAUUGCCUUUGCACUCAGUGUAAGUUUCUGUCAACGGUAGAAUUUCACCCAUUUGCAUGGAAAAAAUGUAAAGUUAAUAAAGCAAUUAAAAAAGCAAUCUAUACAUUUAUUUGUCUCACUAAAAUGUUUUAUAUAUAUAUAGGUAUAUACAAACAUAUGAACCAAAAAAACCCCCUAAAUACAC